AUGGUUCCUGUAGGAUCUGUAGAGCUAUGGCACCUAGACCUCCUCCACCUCCUGUUCCAAACCCAGUUGGUGGGAGUAAUUGAGGCGAUGAUAGCAGCCAUGCAGCAGCAGAACGCUAACAUGGUGAAUCAGCAGAACCUAGCCUUGCAACAGAUGGAGUCUACAAGACUAGCAAUAGAAGCGACUCAGCAGAGGCACUUGGAAGCCCUGCAUCAGAUAGGAGAAAAUCGUUCAGCCGCUGGUUCCUCCCAAGCUCCACUGCCACGAGUGCAAGAGUGGAGUUUGGAGGAUUUUCUAGAACACCAUACAUCCCGCUUUGAUGGCAAAGUUAGCCCGGAUGGAGCUGAUCAGUGGAUGCGAGACAUGGAACGAAUCUACGAUGCUAAGAGAUGUCCUGCAGAGAACAAACUGGCAUACACUGAGUACCUUCGUGCUGGAGAGGUCGUGCAUUGGUGGUCCAGCAUGAAGAUGAUGUUGGAAGACAGUCAAGAGACCAUCACCUGGGAACUAUUUAAGAAGAAGUUCUAUGCAGAGUACUUCCCAGAUAGUGUGAGGUAUGCGAAGGAGGUUGAGUUCUUGCAGCUGAUGCAAGGAGACAUGUCAGUGUCGGAGUACGCUGAAAAGUUUAAACACUUGGGCAGAUUUCACACCCUGAAGAUGGCAGAUGACUGGCAGUGUAGAAAGUUUGAGAAUGGGUUGAGGGGUGACCUCAAACUAAUGGUGGCUCCACUCUCUAUCAAGGAAUUUCCUGCCUUGGUGGAGAAGGCAAGAGUAAUGGAGAAGCUUAAGACUGAAGUUGAAGCCCAACAUGACGACAGGAGAAAGCCGUAUUCUAGGCCUCAGUCUCAGGGGCCCAGGAGAUUCUCACAUCAACCUCAGCAGUCACAGCCUUCUAGGCCUCAGUGCUUUCACUGUAGGGGGCCUCAUCUGAGGAGCGCCUGCCCCCAGCAUUCUGACAGGAGGACAUGCCAUAGAUGCGGCCAGACGGGUCACUUCAUCAAGGAUUGCCCAGUUGACAGGAGCACAGUACCAAGGCCUUCAUCACAGCCUCAGUCACAGCCGUCGAGGGGAGGUGCGAGACCACAGGCGGCGGGUCGAGUGUAUGCUGUGACGGGUGCAGAGGCAGCUGGAUCAGGUAACCUCAUCAUCGGGUCUUGUGUGAUAGCUGGUAAGAGAUUACAUGUUCUGUUUGAUUCGGGGGCGAUACAUUCUUUUAUGUCGGAAUCUAGAGUGGUGGAGUUGGGUCUUCCGGUGAAGGAGCUCUACUUGGAAGAUGAAGACCUGUUGAUGUCCUCACAGCAGGUGGACAAGGCAGUGAAGGAAGGGUCUCAGUGCUUCUUAAUUCUGACUCAAUUGUCCGUUGAGACUGAAAUUGGACCCUUGGAGGCGCCUGUAGUAGGGGAUUUCUCAUAUGUGUUUCAUGAGGAUGUGCCUGGCCUACCCCCUACUAGGGAGAUAGAGUUCUCCAUUAACCUGGUGUCGGAAGCAGGGCCAAUGUCUAUAGCACCCUACAGAAUAGCUCCUGCUGAGCUAGUGGAGUUGAAGAAACAUAUUGAAGAGCUGCUAGAAAAACAGUUUAUCAGACCGAGUGUAUCGCCGUCGGGAGCGCUAGUGUUGCUGGUUAAAAAGAAAGAUGGCAGUUCUAGACUUUGUGUGGACUACAGACAACUGAAUAAGCUAACCAUCAAGAACAAGUACCCUCUGCCAAGAAUUAACGACUUGAUGGAUCAUUUGCACGGUGCUGCAGUGUUCUCCAAGAUUGAUCUGAGAUCAGGAUACCAUCAGAUUCGAGUCAAGUCUGAUGAUGUGCAGAAGACCGCUUUCAGGUCCAGGUACGGGCACUACGAGUAUGUAGUGAUGUCGUUUGGUGUUACUAACGCCCCCGCUUUGUUCAUGGACUACAUGAACCGAAUCUUCAGGCCAUUCCUGGAUAAGUUCGUGGUGAUUUUCAUAGAUGGCAUCUUGAUUUACUCACGGACUCCUAAAGACCAUGCAGAGCAUCUGAAGAUAAUUCUGAGCAUACUGAGAGAGAAGCAGUUGUAUGCAAAGCAGUCAAAAUGUGAGUUUUGGAUGACUUCGGUUCAGUUCUUGGGGCACAUGAUCUCGACUGAGGGCAUAUCAGUGGAUCCGUCUAAAGUAGAAGUUGUGCUAAAUUGGGAACGCCCUAAGAGAUUCAUUGAGGGAUUCUCCAAGAUAGCAGCUCCCUUGAUCCAGUUAACCCGUAAAGAUCAACCUUUUGCUUGGACCGACCGGUGUGAAGAGAGCUGCCUAGAGCUAAAGCAAAAGUUGACUAGCACCCUAGUGUUGGUGAUUCCUAAUACCGGUAAACCCUUUGAGGUUUAUUGUGAUGCUUCCCAUCAGGGGUUGGGAUGUGUUUUGAUGCACGAACGGAGAGUGGUGGCAUACGCCUCACGGCAGUUGAAGAAUCAUGAGAAGAACUACCCCACACAUGACUUGGAGUUAGCAGCAGUGGUGUUUGCACUGAAGAUCUGGAGACACUAUCUUUAUGGUGCACAAUUCUAG
Molecule: messenger RNA, 2523 nt
Organism: Vigna unguiculata (cowpea)
Lineage: Eukaryota; Viridiplantae; Streptophyta; Magnoliopsida; Fabales; Fabaceae
Source: RefSeq, a predicted model, not a curated record